AUGGAUUCCACUUCUGGAAAUCAGUUACUCAGCUUCAUAGGCGUCUACUCCGGCUAUAAUCAGAUCCUAAUGCACGAGGAUGACAAGGCAAAGACCUCAUUCAUCAUCGAGAGAAGAACCUACUGCUACAAGGUCAUGCCCUUUGGGUUGAAGAACGCCGGAGCAACCUACCAGAGGCUUGUGAAUAAAAUCUUUAAGGAGCAGAUCGGCAAAACUGUGGAAGUCUAUGGGGACGACAUGCUAGUCAAAGCCCCAAAACGUGCAGAUCACAUCAAAAACCUCGCCGAGGCAUUCAACCUGAUCUGCUAG
Prunus armeniaca (apricot) is the source of this 309-nucleotide messenger RNA. Lineage: Eukaryota; Viridiplantae; Streptophyta; Magnoliopsida; Rosales; Rosaceae. The record is from the annotation of a GenBank genome assembly.